AUGCCCACUACUCCUACAGUAACACUUUCACCAAACAUUUCAAAAGAAGGCAAUUUAUUACCUCAACAGUUUCGACAUUCUGUAACAUCGUUUAGAAGAAAAGAAGAUGAUAUAAAAUGUGCGAAAAUCGGUGAAAUGUUAUUUACUUUUAAACGACGAAUGGACGAAGAAAAUGGAAAAAAUCCAAAUUGCAGUAAAACAGCACAAUCAAAUUUUGCGUCAAUGUUGAAUAGGCCUGCAAAUAGCAUCAGUAAUUCGUUGAGGUCAUUGAAUCCAGAUCAAUUACGACUUAAUUAUGGCAAUGAACAGAUACAGGGAAGUAGAAGAUCGCUAGAUCAUAAUAUCAUAUCGGAGAGACAAGUGCUUCAAUGUAUGACACCAAAUACAGAUUCAGGGAAUGAAUCCGGAAAUGUCACUUUAACCACGUCGUGUAGGAACAAAAUUUUACCAUUAAUUUCUGAUGUUGUUUAA
Molecule: messenger RNA, 471 nt
Organism: Loa loa (African eye worm)
Lineage: Eukaryota; Metazoa; Nematoda; Chromadorea; Rhabditida; Onchocercidae
Exons: 2
Coding region: 1-471 (156 amino acids)
Source: RefSeq, a predicted model, not a curated record